Hepatospora eriocheir is the source of this 273-nucleotide messenger RNA. The record is from the annotation of a GenBank genome assembly. NCBI's taxonomy places the organism in Eukaryota, Fungi, Microsporidia, Hepatosporidae.
AUGUUUAUAAAGGAUUUAAGUAAAAAAGUAAAGAUAUUGUAUGAUAUAAUGAAUAAUAAAACGAAUUAUGAUCAAACAAUUGUAGAUAAAAAAUCAAGUGAAAUUAUAAAAGAAUUACUAGAAUCAAAAGGAUUAACUACACCAAAUUUUGAAAAGAAAUUUAUAAUAGAAACAGAUGCUUCAGAAAAAGCAUUAGGUUUUAUAUUAUUACAAGAGGAAGAUAAAAUUGAUAAAAUUAUAAAAUUUGGAAGUAGAAUGUUAUCAAAUGAAUAA